UGAGGGGGUCUUUUACAUUGCUUCAUUCGUGCAAAAGAGAAGCUCGAUCAGAUUUGGGGCUUUCUCGAAAUUCCCUCACCCAUGUGCUACGGUUCGUGAAGCUUCAAGAAGCCUUCAGAAGGGAGCUCGUUGAUGGGAAGUAGAAGAAGACCAAAAGCUCCACGGCCCAAAGUGAGCUAGCCCAGAAGGUUGAUCGGACUGAGGAAGCAAAUCGGAAGGAAAGCAGUGCUGAUCCAAGGGUUGAGAAGAAAGAAGCAGUUGGAGAUCAGAGAGUUGGUUGGAAGAAAAGAUUAUUCGUGAACCUUCUAGAAGCUGAGUUCGUUAUAGGAGCAGCGAGAAAGCCCGUUCAAUCCCUAACCACACCUCUCACCCAAUUUGUUGAAUUUGAGUCCCUUGUCGCCGUGCCGGACCGCACCCAAUACAAAGCUUCUUCUUCUCCGCUACAUAUUUGUAACACUCCAGAUUUGCUAUCGUGUGUCAGUAUUUACUUGCAAUCUCUGCACAGGAAUAUGGAGGCAAAUUCAGCUUCAUAUGAACAUGAGGAUCAAGAUGAAUAUGUUCUACUUGACCUGGAUAGUGUUUCUGACUUAAUUAACCUUCCAGCAAAUGCCAAGUAUGUUCUUACUGGCCUUGAUACAUUAAACCCAGAAUUGAUCAUUGAUGACAAAUUUAAGCUGAUUGGGCAAUAUGAGGAGUCAAUUGGCACAUGUCUUGCUUUUACCGAACAAGAUGCCCCCGUGGUUCAUGAAGAGACAGGAUCAUCUGAAGUGAACCUUUUCUCUAGAACAAGACUAAUUGAUUCAAGUCAAACUCCAACAAAGCAAGUGAAACCUUUUUGUCAGCUUCACAAGAUUCUCAAGUUUAAACUAUCACCCGAUUCUGAAAUCCAUACCAUCACACAUGAGGAGGUUAAGUGAAUUUAAAGCUUACGAGAGAACAUGGGAAUGGGUGCCAAUUGUGUACCUUUUUGAAAAAUUACAUGUUCCCUUGGAUUUUCUUUUAGAUUUGUACAUAGAAUAGAACCUUUUUCAAACAUUGUUCUUUCGUAGGUGUAUAUAUAUACAUACGUUUAAGGAUUA
Molecule: messenger RNA, 1079 nt
Organism: Vigna angularis (adzuki bean)
Lineage: Eukaryota; Viridiplantae; Streptophyta; Magnoliopsida; Fabales; Fabaceae
Exons: 6
Coding region: 510-917 (135 amino acids)
Biological process (GO): transcription by RNA polymerase III
Cellular component (GO): transcription factor TFIIIC complex
Source: RefSeq, a predicted model, not a curated record